This is a messenger RNA of Cuscuta campestris, 2078 nucleotides long. NCBI's taxonomy places the organism in Eukaryota, Viridiplantae, Streptophyta, Magnoliopsida, Solanales, Convolvulaceae. The record is from the annotation of a GenBank genome assembly.
UUGAGAAUAUGAUAUAUGAUUUAGUUUUAUUUAUGUGGUUUUAUUAAAGUUAAAACUAAACUAGUUUGACUAGAUAACACUAUGACCGAGGCACCGAGCUGGUUAUUUUAGAAGUUGGAUACAAAAGUUGAAUUGUCGAAAAAGGAUGAACCACCCAAAGUAAUUUCAGGUAGAGUUUCGGGAAGAGUUGACCAUGCGUUUUAGAAUCUUCGCUGUGCUAAAUCUUCUUCUUCUUCUCCUAAGCUCAACAGCAGCGGCGGUUGAUUUCGUCUACAAUGGAUUCCUCUCCUCGAAUCUAAGCCUCAGCGGAAUCGCCGACCUGACCUCCAACGGCCUCCUGCGUCUGACCAACGGGACAGCGCUGCAAAAAGGGCAGGCUUUCUACCCUCGCCCGGUGACCUUCCACAACAACUCCUCCUCCGCCUUGAUCUCCUUCUCCACCUCCUUCGUCUUCGCCAUCGUUCCUCAGUUUCCUGCUCUCAGCAUUCACGGAAUCGCCUUCGUAAUCGCCCCCACCCCUGGCCUCCCCUGGGGUAUGCCCACCCAGUAUCUCGGCCUCUUCAACCAGACAAACAAUGGCAACUCCACCAACCACGUCGUUGCAGUUGAGCUCGACACGGCCCAGAACAAAGAGUUCGGCGACAUCGAUGACAACCAUGUUGGGAUUGAUAUCAACGGGUUGGGAUCUGAAGUUGCUGCUUCCGCGGGGUAUUAUGAUGAGGACGGGCAUUUGAGGAACUUGACCCUUACCAGCGGGCAGCCGAUGCAAGUUUGGGUCGAAUACGAUGGUUUAGAGAGAAAGAUGGAGGUCACUCUAGCUCCCAUUAAUCGCCCCAAACCCAGGACUCCUCUUUUGUCCUUAGUUCGUGAUCUUUCUUCCAUUAUUAAUGACUAUGAUGAAAUGUAUCUUGGGUUCUCCUCGUCCACCGGUGCAAUUCCAACAUCUCAUUAUAUUCUGGGCUGGAGUUUCAAGACGAAUGGUCGGGCCGAAGACCUCUCCAUUUCUAGACUCCCUAGACUUCCUCGGGUCCGUUCCCAAAAAAUAUCCCAACUUUUGACCAUUGGGUUGCCUUUGAUUGCAGCCAGUCUUGUUCUGAUUGCAAUCUCAGGUGUAGCUUUCUACAUAUCAAGGAAGAGAAAGUUUGCUGAUGAAGUUGUUGAAGAUUGGGAGCUUUUAUACGGGCCUCAUAGAUUCAAGUAUAAAGAUCUGUACAUUGCCACAAAAGGGUUCAGCCAAGAGGAGUUACUUGGGUCAGGUGGGUUUGGAAAGGUUUACCACGGGGUUCUACGGGCCUGCAAAACCGAGAUUGCUGUGAAAAGAGUCUCCCAUGAGUCCAGGCAAGGAAUGAAGGAGUUUGUGGCCGAGAUUGUAAGCAUUGGUUGUCUCCGACACCGGAACUUGGUUCGGCUCUUGGGAUAUUGCCGGCGCCGGGACGAUGAGUUUAAUGCAAGACUGGGAGAUUUCGGGCUCGCAAGGCUUUACGACCACGGCACCGACCCACAAACCACCCACAUUGUUGGGACUCUAGGGUAUCUUGCCCCGGAGCACGCGAUUACCGGAAAAGCCACACCUGCGACGGAUGUGUUUGCCUUUGGUGCAUUUUUGCUUGAGGUUGCCACGGGAAGGAGGCCAAUCUCUCCACCAACAGAAGAAGAUGCAGUGGUUUUGGCUGAUUGGGUUCAUUCUUGUUGGUGUAGAGGCGAUAUUCUUGAGGCUAAGGAUCCAUUGAUGGGGUCAGAUUAUGUGACAGAGGAAGUGGAAUUGGUGUUAAAACUCGGCCUCCUCUGUUCCCAAUCUGAGCCUCGAGCAAGGCCAACCAUGCGCCAAUCUGUUCAGUUCUUGGGAGGAGAUUUGCCCUUUCUUGGCGUGCCUUCUCCUGCUGGUCUAGCAUUUGACCAUCCUCAUGGCUCUCAUGGUUUUGGCCCCUCAUAUUCAUCUUCUUCUGUUGAAGAGUCUCUCCUCUCUGGAGGUCGUUAGAUAGACUAACUAUUUUUAUUCAAUGUAGAUGAUCUAAAUAUGUAGUAUUAAGGUAUUGCUAUUUGGAUAAUAUAUGAAUAAAUAAAUGUUUUGCUCUUUG